Molecule: messenger RNA, 414 nt
Organism: Phragmites australis (common reed)
Lineage: Eukaryota; Viridiplantae; Streptophyta; Magnoliopsida; Poales; Poaceae
Product: zinc finger protein 11-like
Exons: 1
Coding region: 1-414 (137 amino acids)
Source: RefSeq, a predicted model, not a curated record
AUGGACGCCAGCCACAACUUCAGCUUGGCCACCGGCUGCUUCUCGUGGCCGCCACUGCAGCGGUCGUCGUCGUCCUACACCUGCGGCUACUGCAGGCGGGAGUUCUGGUCGGCGCAGGCGCUGGGAGGUCACAUGAACGUCCACCGGAGGGACAGGGCCCGGCUCAGGCAGUGCUGCUCCGCCUCCGCGUACACUUCCUCUCUUCGUCCUCUCCCUAACCUCAACUUCUCGCCGACGACGUCCGAGCCGGUGGUCUACAGGUUCUUCUCGGCGACGACGUCGGCCACUGCUGCCGCGACGAAGGCCGCCUUUGAGGUGAAUUUGGAGCUGGGGAUCGGAGUAUGCAGCGGCGGUGGUGACAUUGAGGAGGACGGGUUGGAUCUUGAGCUCAGGCUCGGAUGCGCUUGGGAGUGA